AUGCUUUGCAAGGAAACGCGUCAUCCGGCCAAGAUGCGAUUGGUCUGUGAACUCGACUACCAAGUCCUAUACCAACACAACCCUCGCCAGAUCGCCAGUCGCCGUCGCAACUGGCAGCUGAACCCCCUCGGUAGGGUUGUCCGGGCAAAAGCUGGUGUUGCCGACCUCACCUGGUCCUGUAUCCCACCUGACGGCGUUAACACGGGGCCAUUCAACAGCCCUCGACUCGGGCCCGUCUCGGUUGAGCCGAACGGCGAGCCACUGACCGGAGCCGAUCUGAAGGGUCGUCCGGUCCAGAUGGAGUUGUCUCCUCUUCACGAGUCCGCCUCGCGGUCGCUGUCUAGUUCCCGCAGUCGGACGGCGAGAUCAAGCAGCCUCGACAUUGACCACUUUCUCGGGCCCGAGCCGUCAUCCGAGGCCGUCGGGCCGUCCACGAAGCCCUUGAAGAAGACGACGUCGCCCUGCCUCGAGGCAGAAGCAACUGUCGCCCUCUCCAGGCCCGGACUCGCCUCGCCGCCCACCGCCCGUCGGGCGGCGUCGAACCGCGACUCGCCAGUUGAUCCGCAAGUUCGAGGCCCCGCCGACGAGUCGUGCUGUUCCAGCCUUGUCCGUCCAACCUUUCAACGCCACCAUCGCCGGACCGGUCCUUCCUUGGUGGAGACCUUUGAAGCUGGCUGUGGAGCCUACGGACCUUGUUCGAUGGAGGAGCGCGAGUUCGUCUAUCCCGGCGAGCCUGCCUUCGGCGCGGCCUUCAACGAGGUCCAGAUUCCGCAACCCGUGGAUAGAUGGACGGGGAAAAAUCUGCUCUGCUGCUCUUGGCCCUUGGCCGGACACGGGCUCUUUCCAUUGGGUGAGGGUCGGAAAGAGGCUUUCCCCUGCACCCGCGGUCGUCGAAGCUGGUGA
Protopolystoma xenopodis is the source of this 903-nucleotide messenger RNA. NCBI's taxonomy places the organism in Eukaryota, Metazoa, Platyhelminthes, Monogenea, Polystomatidea, Polystomatidae. The record is from the annotation of a GenBank genome assembly.